Peromyscus leucopus (white-footed mouse) is the source of this 3470-nucleotide messenger RNA. RefSeq names its product WD repeat domain 43 (gene Wdr43). Gene Ontology annotation, cellular component: nucleolus. NCBI's taxonomy places the organism in Eukaryota, Metazoa, Chordata, Mammalia, Rodentia, Cricetidae. The record is from RefSeq and is a predicted model, not a curated record. Gene Ontology annotation, biological process: maturation of SSU-rRNA from tricistronic rRNA transcript (SSU-rRNA, 5.8S rRNA, LSU-rRNA). The transcript is spliced from 18 exons. Gene Ontology annotation, molecular function: protein binding. The coding region runs from base 41 to 2089 and encodes 682 amino acids.
GCCUGGGCGAACACGUGGCUGCCGCGGAGCCAGAGCAGACAUGGCGGCCGGUGGCGGCGGUAGCUACGACCCCUUGGCCCCGGCGGGGGUCCCUUGCGCCUUCUCGCCGGACGGCCAGGCCUACUUCGCCCUCGCCUCCGGCGACGGUCACCUGCGGGUGUGGGAGACGGCCAGCAACCGGCUGCACCAGGAAUACGUGCCUUCCGCGCACCUCAGCGGUACCUGCACCUGCCUGGCCUGGGCGCCGGCGCGGCUGCAGGCCAAGGAAAGUCAUCAAAGGAAAAAAAGGAAAUCAGAAGUUAUAGGAAGCAGUGACCAGGUUGACUUGUUGGCUCUUGGCACAGCAGUUGGUAGCAUUUUAUUGUAUAGUACAGUAAAAGGAGAAUUGCACAGUAAAUUAAUAAGUGGUGGGCAUGAAAACAGAGUCAAUUGCAUACAGUGGCAUCAAGACAAUGACUGCAUAUAUAGUUGUUCAGAUGAUAAGUAUAUUGUGGAGUGGAGUAUACAGACAUGCAAAGUUAAGUGCAAAUGGAAAGGAGACAACAGCAGCGUCAGUUCCCUGUGUAUCAGCCCAGAUGGAAAGAUGUUACUCUCGGCUGGCCGAACAAUCAAACUGUGGGUUUUGGAGACCAAAGAAGUCUACAGACACUUCACAGGCCACUCGACGCCUGUCUCAUCGCUUAGGUUCACGACCGUCAGACCUAAGGAGAGCCAGCCUUUUGACGGGGUCACAGGUCUCUAUUUCUUGUCUGGAGCAGUACAUGACCGGUUACUUAAUGUCUGGCAGGUCCGGUCAGAAAACAAAGAGAAGAGUGCAGUGAUGUCUUUUACAGUCACAGAUGAACCUGUCUAUAUUGACUUGACUUUGUCCGAGAACAAAGAAGAGCCUGUCAAGUUAGCUGUUGUUUGCAGAGACGGUCAAGUCCAUCUGUUUGAACAUAUAUUAAAUGGACACUGCAAAAAGCCUUUGACUUCAAACUGCACAAUUCAGAUAGCAACACCUGGAAAAGGCAAGAAAUCAACACCGAAACCCAUCCCUAUUCUAGCAGCUGGGUUUUGCUUAGACAAAACAUCCUUACUGCUUGUGUACGGCAGUUGGUUUCAGCCUACCAUUGAGCGAGUGGCUUUGAACUCCAAAGAUACUCAUAUAUGUUUAGAAAGAGACCUUUCCAAUUGCUGGGCUCCAACAGUAGAAACGGCUAUAACCAAGGUGAGAACACCAGUGAUGAAUUCUGAAGCAAAGGUUCUGGUGCCUGGGAUUCCUGGACAUCACGCCCCCAUCAAGCCUCCGCUCUCACAGCCUAAGGAGGUGGAGAAUAAGAGGAAAUUAGGCAGUAAUGAGGCUAGCAUCGAGGAGCGCCUUGGAGCCAUGGAUCUGGACAGAAAAGGAAGGAAGGAUGACCUGCAGACAAACAGCUUCCCAAUCCUUCUCACACAGGGCUUAGAAAGCAAUGACUUAGAAAUGUUAAAUAAAGUGCUUCAAACCAGGAAUAUAAACCUAAUCAAGAAGACUGUGCUAAGGAUGCCCUUGCAUGCUGUCAUCCCACUGUUGCAGGAGCUUACCAAGAGGUUGCAAGGACAUCCCAAUAGUGCUGUUUUAAUGGUUCAGUGGCUGAAAUGUGUGCUGACGAUUCAUGCGUCGUACCUAUCCACGUUGCCCGACCUGGUACACCAGCUGGGGACCCUCUACCAGCUAAUGGAAAGCAGAGUCAAAACGUUCCAGAAGCUCUCACACCUGCACGGGAAGCUCAUUCUUCUCAUCACACAAGUAACAGCAUCAGAAAAAAUGAAAAAAGUGCCUUCCCCUGGACAGAAGGCAAAAUUGGUGUAUGAAGAAGAAUCUUCUGAAGAGGAGUCUGAUGAUGAAAUUCCAGAAAAGGAUUCUGAUGAUAAUUGGGAUGAAGACGAAGAGAAAGACAGUGAAAAAGACGAGGGUGUUGGUGAAGACAAUGGAGAGGAGGAGGAGGAGGAAGAGGAGGAGGAGGACAUUGAAGAUGAAGAGAACGGGGAGGACAGAGAUGUGUCAAGUGAGAAAGAGUUGAAUGGAGAUUCUGAUCUAGAUCCCGAGAACGAGAGUGAGGAAGAGUGACGCAGGAGAGAAGCAGCCAGUCACACUGUGAACCCUGGCUCGUCUUGCCCAACGCUGCCGCAGCCUCCCAGGGAGGCUUGCCACGUGCCGGAGACAAGAGGCCGCCGUCAUACGCUUCCAAGUUCACAGAGGCCACACCACCUUCCUGUCCUGAGAGCCCCAGAAUGUAACUGUGUAAAUAAGAGUGUUUCAUGCAAAUGUUAAUAAACUUUACACAGUAAAUAGACACACUUUCUGCCAUGUACUGACACGAGUGUCCAUAUACGGUAUAUUUUUAUAAUACAAUACUCUAGUAUGACUGGUUCGAUCAUAAACUGGCUUAGGUGAAGACAGACGUGCCGUGGGGUCAGGAACUGGACGCUUGUGGAGGAGUCGGCUCUCAUCUCAGGGUGGUGUCUUCCGUCAGUCCAGAUGCCAAAGCAGCACUAAUGAAUUGUUCUUAAUCUGGCUUACCUAAUUUGAUACGUUUUCAUAAAACAUGAAGGCAUAACUAAAAAUUGAAGUGAAAACGGCUGUGAUUCACAGAAAUAAAAUCACAGUGUCCCCAGUUUGUCGUCUAACUGGUCAUCGGACUUGGGUCAGACUGGACAUUCGGUGUGCUUCCCCAAAAUAACACUUAUUUUUUAAAGUGUCAUGUGAGAUAUUUUUUUAAACAAAACAAAAUAAUGGUAAUUAAAGAAGCAAAGAUUUAGCCAUAUUAAGAGUGUUCUUGUCUGCAGAUUGUAAAGAAUCAUCUGUGUAUAGAUCAGACAUGCUCUUACCUGCAGCUUUUUAAAACUUCAGUCACAGCUGCUUUUGAAGAGGUUUCCAUUUUUAUUUCAAUUACUAAUGGAUCAGAGAACAAUUGUUUAUUUUUUCUCUUUGGUUUUAGAUAUUAAUGAUAACCUUGCUGGAAUUUUUUUCCAAAGAAACUAUUUUUAUAAUUCAGUAAUUUAACGUUUUCUUUCCUCUUCAUUACCCACUCUUGGCAGGGCUAGGGUAUCUGUUUAUCUUUAAAAAUGAUAAAUCUUACUCAAGAUUUUUUUAUGUAUGUAUAAAGUAUUUUGGUGUGCUACACAGCUUUUUCAAAUUACCAGUAAUUUGUCUUGUUUUUAAAAGAGUGAGCUAGUACUGACUUAGUGCUCACUAAGGGGCAGGUGGAGAGCUCACUUCUGCAGAAGGGCUGAGCAGAUGCGUUGACUUUCCCACCUGUGAAUGUGUAAGAACACCGGUACCCGGGAGGACUCCAUCAGAGGCAGAGCAGGCUGCACAGCCGGAGCAGGAAGAGCAUCUUGGGCAAGCUGCUGGUGCGAUGUACAGUUAUUUGUCUAUAAAUGGAGUUGUUUAUGGCAAUUUAAUACCAUUCUCUUUGUAAAGUGAAUAAAUACUCAUCUUUACCCAG